ACGACGCUGAUUGGUUGCCAUCUGUUUACAAAUUUGAGCCCAGCUGAAGUUGAAUGUAGUUCUCGUGUAAGCAAGCAUUCGCUGGGGAGAGGAAUACACUGCCUCAGUACCUGGUGGCUGUACCACGAUCUCACUGUGCCUGUGUUGAAUUGGUGUUUAGUGCUCAGCUGAUGCCACUUUACCCAGGGCCUUGCUCUCCUGCCAUCUCCCACAGAGGAUGUCCCAGGUCACCUGUUGUUCCAGCCUGCUGCCCAUCUCACCUGGUGCCUGUCUUUGUUAUACAACUCUGCUGAAUCUUCCCGUUGCUUCACAGUUUAGGCUAAGUGGUGUUGGGAUUCCGAGGAACAAGGCAUCUUUGCAAAAUGACAGCGCCAGUGGCUGAAAUAACCGACUUUGAUUCAGAAUUGGAGAUUUUUCAGCAGAAAUGUUUAACAAACAGGAAAACUUUACAGAAGAUCCUGUCAAAUUUCACCAAUGCAGCAGACUCAAUCAGCCAAUUUCGUCAAAGCCUCAAUAAAAAGUCGAAAGAUGAUAUAGCAGAAUUAGAGAAGAGAGUAGAGAGCAUACGUAUAAACAUCAGCAAUGUCCAUGGGGACAAAGAUCGGGUGGAACAAGAGAUUCAACAGCUGAUGCAAGACCUGGAGCUCAUUAAUGUGGCAAUCAGUGAAAAGAUCACAGAGAGAGAUGAGCUAAAGGAGAAACUAGAUGAACUUAAGAAAAGAGUGAAAGAAAAGGAGGAGGUGGUGGUGAACACAGAGAAAAGCACAAAGGAAUCCAUGAGCAACAUAGAACGUGGUGCGUUGCUGUUCCAGUCCCAUCUUGGAUUAAACAUGAAAUGCACCAACCGCAAUACCCUUCUCUUCAUAUUCACUCAGGUGAAUCGAUCCAAGCCCAAUGAAGAAUACAUACUGGAACUGACGAUUGAGGGGCAAAAGUAUCGUCUUCUUCGUUCAGUUCCGGAAAUUUCCAAUCUACAAGAACUAGAGAACAAACUCAAUGAAACUAACAACUUCUCUGGCUGCAUUGUGCAUAUUCGAAAACUUUACCAGAAAAUGCAAAAAUGGUGUUAGGUGGGUCAUUUCACUAUGCCUAAAGUUGAUAUUAUAGAACCUUUUUACUUCAACCCCUUUAGGUGCAGUACUAAUUUUAGCCCAGUCCCUACCGAGGAUCGAAAUGUCAUCAUAAAAUGUUUAAAUUCUCAUUUCUAGUUUGAAAAAACACCUGCUCUUUUCAGCUGUGCCAUUGUAUUUUGUUUUGAUUUUUAAAACAAAUUUCAUGGUGAAAAUAUAAUUAAACCCAAAUUUCUUUUUAGGGCAGAGGACCUGGUUAAACAUCACAAAAAUUUGAAAAUACUUUUCUGAAAAUGUGAAUAGAUUUUGUUUGCCGAUUUGUAAAUCCAUUGCUCUGUGUCGACUGCUAUUGCCUAGCUCAAUAAUAUAAUUAAGGUUCUCAAACUGUGUUCAUCUCCUAAUGCCUUUAUACAUACAGGUACUUGAGGACUAGCUACCCGAGAUAUCAGAAUAGGAUGUAUAGUUACACUAAUUAGAAAUAUACAGUCAUAUUUUAUUUACAUAUUUACACCUCAUGGCUGAUAUAAUAAAUGCUAUCAAAGAAAUUAAAGAUAACGGUACUAUGUCUAUAUCUUAUUAGAUUUUUUCUUGAAUAUGCUGUCUAAAUCUUCAUUUCUUAUUUAGAAAAUUAUUUGCUUUAAUAUAUGAUGCUUUUUCUCUAUCAUUAUACAACUUUUACUAGUUUUUUAAAUAAAUAAUUUCUUCA
This is a messenger RNA of Procambarus clarkii (red swamp crayfish), 1776 nucleotides long. Its product is annotated as kinetochore protein Spc25. Lineage: Eukaryota; Metazoa; Arthropoda; Malacostraca; Decapoda; Cambaridae. Gene Ontology annotation, cellular component: Ndc80 complex. The record is from RefSeq and is a predicted model, not a curated record. Gene Ontology annotation, biological process: chromosome segregation.